This is a messenger RNA of Thermothielavioides terrestris NRRL 8126, 852 nucleotides long. RefSeq lists its product as uncharacterized. NCBI's taxonomy places the organism in Eukaryota, Fungi, Ascomycota, Sordariomycetes, Sordariales, Chaetomiaceae. The transcript is spliced from 2 exons. The record is from RefSeq and is a predicted model, not a curated record. The annotation marks the transcript as partial.
AUGGCCACUCCCACGGUGUUUGUCUGCGGUGCUACCGGCGCUCAAGGCGGAAGGCUCGCUCGCAGGCUUAGGGCUAUGGGAUGGGGAGUCCAUACCACCGUGAGGACGCCCGGCUCGCCGGCUGCCCAGGCCCUCUCCUCCAUUGGCGUCAAGAUCACUCCCGGAGACUGGGACGAUGAAAGCGCCCUCAAGCAGAGCAUUGCCGGCUGCCAGAAGCUGUUCCUCAACCUGUACCCAACCCUCCACGACUUCCCCCACGAGCUGAAGCAGGCCCAGCGCAUCCUUUCCAUCGCCAAGGCCGCCGGCGUGACCCAGAUCGUCUACUCCUCCGGCCUCGCGCACGAGGGCAGCGACCCGGAGAGCAUCCCUUCGCGCGCGCGCGCCUCCAAGCGCACGAUCGAGCAGGCCACGCGCGACGCCGGCUUCGCGGCCUGGACGGUCCUGCGCCCGGCCUACUUCAUGACCAACCUGGUGCGGCCCAACGUGGACGUGCUGUACCCGGGCGCGUCCGCGACGGGCGUGUUCACGCUCGCCAUCGGGCCCGACACCACGCUGCCGCUGAUCGACCCGGACGACAUCGCCCGGUUCGCCGCCGCCGCGUUCCAGCACCCGGACCGCUUCCACGGCGAGACCAUCGACCUCGCCGCCGAGGAAGUGUCCAUGGCCGACAUCCUCGCGCUGCUCUCGCGCGCCGCCGGCCGCGAGCUGAGGGGUAACUACCUGUCGGAUGCCGAGAUCGAGGCCCAGAAGCGGGUUAAUCCGUUCCUCAUCGGCCAGCUCGACCUGCGGGACGGGGUCCGGCAGCUGGAUCUGGAAAAGACCAAGAGCUGGGGCGUGCCGCUGGGCUCGCUG